This is a messenger RNA of Choloepus didactylus (southern two-toed sloth), 4863 nucleotides long. Its product is annotated as claudin-34-like. The record is from RefSeq and is a predicted model, not a curated record. The transcript is spliced from 2 exons. The coding region runs from base 4080 to 4739 and encodes 219 amino acids. Gene Ontology annotation, molecular function: structural molecule activity. NCBI's taxonomy places the organism in Eukaryota, Metazoa, Chordata, Mammalia, Pilosa, Megalonychidae. Gene Ontology annotation, cellular component: bicellular tight junction; plasma membrane. Gene Ontology annotation, biological process: cell adhesion; bicellular tight junction assembly.
UUACUUACAGUUCUAUGCUGCAAUCUCAGCCAUUCCACCCAUUCCAGACUGGGGUAUGAUGUUGUCCCAUCACGGAUGUCCCCCCAUCAGUUGUUCCUGUUUUCUUGUUGUUCCUGGCUAUUUACUAAUUGCUCUAGGGGAUUAACUAAAUUCCACACCUCUCUUUGCUGCCAUCUUACCCAGCCCCCUCAUUUAUUUUUUAGCAGAACUGGAUCCAGUUGUGCUGUGCAUACAAAUGUGUCAUUUUUAGCAUAGUCUAGAUCUAGCUCCAUGCCUGUUUAUUCUGUAAUCUCUACCCUGAGAAAGGGCAGAGUGACUUAGAAUGCAGUGUGUGGAGUGGUUGGGAAGGAUUGCUUCUGGCCUUAGACCUAGUGCUUGCUCUACUGGUGCGUCCUGGGUGUGACAUGCAAACUUGGACUCUGAAGGGUGGGUGUGGCCAGGAGUGGAUUUUCUGGAGGCCUUCGGUGGCUGUGAAGCAUAGGAAUCUUCUAGAGAGUCGUCUUCUCCCCCUCGGCUUCUUCUUGACCCCACUGUUGUGGUGUUGGGGGAUGUUUGCAGCUGGAACUCUUGAGAGGAUCGGGGUUCUGGGGAAAGUUCACUCUGUGGGCCAACCCCACAGAAGGUGUUCUGAGCUCUUUGAGCAGGUGCCGCAUUCCCUCCAGGGGAUGGUGGUCCACACGGGGUGCCUAUUGGGUAUUUGGAAACCAACUAAGAUAAAGCCACAUGUGAACAAGAUGAGCUUGUGAGGAGUGUGGGAAGAACAGGAAGUGCACCCGAGACCUGGUGGAGGAAGGAGGGAUCAAAUUCCCAAGGAUUCUUAAGCCAGGAAAAGUUAAAAGAGAGCAGGAAGAAGCCAAUGCCGAUACCACAGGUAAGAAAUACAGGCUAUAGGUAAUAGUAUAAUUGAAACUAAACUCAUAAAGAGUAGUCCUUCUAUUUCCUUAUGUUUGAUUGAUUUUCCAGGCUACAAAUGAUUGAGGGGCUUCUCUGUGCCAGGCUCUCGGACUGGUGCUGGGCUUCUGGCUUUGCAGGCAUUUCCUGUCUGUCUGUCUCCAUCCCUCCAUCCCUCAAGCUCCUGUAUGUUAAAGAACUAGCAUCCUCUAAUGUUUUUGUGGGCUGACUGCCUUCCUUUUCUUGCUUUUCUAGUGGAUGAAGGGUAUGAGGAAGUUGUGAUGAGUGAAGAACAACGAAUAGGGUGAUGUUUGUGUCCUUUGUAAGUGUGUGGUUCAGGAAAGACUCCAGCCCUACUGUCCACUGUUUGCUGUGUCACCUUUCUACAACAGCUGUGACAGCUGGCUGGCCACCUCUUCCACACUUAGUAGUGAUUGUGCUGGGAACUGGGCACGGUGCCUGAAGCCUAAGAUGAAAGCUGUCAUUUGUUUAUCUUUGCCAUGUUCGCCUGUGGAGGUUGCCUUGCUGGGCUGCUUCCUGAGCUGAAAGGGCAGCCCAAAGCCUGACUGAAUGCCAUCUGGUUGCCUCCUGCACACGUGUACUAAAGAAAGUCGCACAGCAGGGCUGAGAGGGGCCACCACAAAUUCAGACCAUCCUGCCCUGGUUGGGGGCACACCACUGCUGGCCAGCUUUUAAUUUUUUAAAUCUCUUUUAAUCUCCCCACUGCAUUCUUUGCAGAAUCUCUCUUUUUUUCUUUUCUAGCCUGUUCCCCACCUCCAGGGUAGAACACAUCCCUCACUUAAAUUAAGUGAGGACUGAGAUCCAGUCCUUCCGAUCCUCCAUCUCUCCCUCCGAAUUUCUUGGCUGCACCUCACCCAGUGGUUCUCCCCCUCUGGCUGCACACUGGAACCUCCCAGGGGGGCUUUGAAAAAAAUCUGUGCCCAGUCUCUGUCCCCUGAGCUAAUUCAGUCAGUAGCUCAUUAGUGAUCUAAUUCAAUUAGUAGUUAACUAGACAAGGCACUCGGAACAGGCAGGGUUGGGAGGCACUGCCCCAGCUUCUUUCUCCUCCCCUCUCAGCUCAAAGAUGUGCCCUUCCCUCCUCAGAUAACCCUCACCACCACGGAUCUCAGUUGCACCUACCCCCAUCUUGCACUGCAGUGGUGCAGUCUGUGCCUCGCUGCCCAGCUCCAUCGCCUACUUCCUGUGUGGCUUUGGGCAAGUGACUUUACAUCUCUGUCCCCUUGCAAAAUGGGUAUUAAGAAUACUGUCCCCACUUUGUAGGAUUGUUGGGGGAUUAAAUACAUAGCACACAGAGCAGUGCUUCUCAAAGCACUGGGGCACCCGGGCUCGGGGAGCAAAGAAACUUUCAGGGGUUCCACACGGUCCAAACUCUUUUCCUCAUGAUUCUAAGAUGUUGUGAGCAUUUUUCACUCUCAUUCCCUCAUGGGUGUGCACUGAAGUUUACAGAGGCCACAAGGCAUUCAAUAUCAAAAAGGCUGCGUGCAGAUGUGAGACUCCAGCUGCCUUCUGUUAAGCCAGAGGUGAAAGCGAGCCACAGACUGCCCCUCUGCUCACUAAAUUGUGUUAGUCUGAAAACACAGUUCUUUUCAUAAAGAUAUGUUAACGUUAUUUGUGUUUGCCUGUAAUAGUAUUAUGGGGUUAUUAUUACAUGAGUUAAUAAAUACUUCUUGAUUUCUCAGUUGAAUUUCUAACAUAAUAAAUAUUAACCGAUACAACCUACAUGAACAGAAACUCUUUAGGGUCCUCGAAAAUUUUUAAUUGUAUAAAUAGAGGAGAGCUUUUUGGUCCUGAGACCAAAAUGUUGUGGAGUAGCUGAAUUGGAGCCGUGCCUGGCCCUCAGAUGUGUGGGGGUGGGUGGCCAUAGUCCCCUGGGCUGGGGAGUGCAGGUUCUGAAUCUCCAGCGGAAGCCACCCGCCUUGCCCCAGCCUGCCCACUCCUUCCCCAUUUGCACAGUCUCUUCUUUCCCCAGUGCUGCCAGGAAUCCCCCGUCUGUCUGCUCUCCUCCCUCAGAGAUGUCACUCACCCUCCCCUGCUCCCAUUGCUGUCAGGUAACUAAUUGGUUAUGUUUUAAUAGCAAUACUUGUUUAUGGCAAAAAAAUUAAAACCUGCAAAGGGGGUGUCCAGUGAGAAGGUGAUGUUCCCUUGCCAGUGACCCCAAUCCUAGUUCCACUUCCCAGAACAAAAAGCAUUUGACCAGUUCUGUACCCCCAAAUUUUCUAUUCAUAGGCAAACAUAUGUAUUAUAUAUUUAUAUAGGUUAGUUUAUUCAUAUACCAACAUGUAAUAUAUUUCACUUAAUUUUCACAGAAAUUGAGCCGUCUCUAUACAAACUCUCCUGCCAAUUGCGUUUUUCUUGACUUUCCUUAUGAGUAUGCUUAGCCGUCUCUCCCCUCUCUCUUAUUCUCUCUUUCUCUCUCUAAUGGAAACCACACACAUGGAUGGUAACUAUUUAAAUACUUACAGUAGUGCCCAAAGAAGACUCUGAAUGGGACACUGCCCUCCCGUCCCAGACCCCUGCUUCCUUCAACAGUCCCUGGUGGUGUCUUUCCAGAAUUUUCCAUGCACAUUCGUAGGUUUAGAAAGAAGCUAUGUGCAUCUUUUCAUAGCUACCCAAAGGGGUCUCUAAGAUUCACUUUGUUGUGUAAUGUUUCUCCCCAGGGAGGGAUCUGUCUACCCCAGGGUGUGGACAUGCACACACAUUCACACGUGCGUAUAGGUGUAUAGGGGUGUGUGGAGGGCAUCUGUGUCAUCAUCUCUAAUCUGGAUCGCUACAGUAGCCUGGGGGCGGGUUUCCCGGUCCCACUCUCGCCCCCUGCAGGCAGCUGUCAGCCAUGCAGCCGGGACCCACUCGCGAGAGCAGGGGUCCCAGACCUCUUUAACACCCACUGAAGGCUAUGGACGCCUUCCCAGGAAAAAGUGGUCACAGAUGCAUAAAUCUAAAUACCCAGAAUCACAAGCGAAAUCCCGUUGUGUUGAAAUACAGUUAUCAAGAGUAUUUUAGUAACCGUGUGAAUCCUAAUUCAUGCCACCACUUUCUCUGCAGCCGCUCCUGUCUUCUGGCCAGUCUGGCCCAGCUAGCCUUCUGCGGGCAUCACCACAGCAUUCCCUUGCAAACCGCCGCACCCCUCUCUUCGUCCUGCAGCAUAAAUCUUCUAACUGGACGGAAAGAUGUCAACGUACUCUGACCACGAUGUGACCAGACGCCCCAGCAAUAUCCACCAUCAGGUGUGCAACUUAGCUGCUGCCAUCGUGGGUUGGAUCCUGGCCACCAUCUCCAUGGACAUGGCAGAGUGGAGAGACUGGAGUCUGAGCACCCCGGUGUCACCCUCCAAUCUAGUCUACGUGGGCAUGUGGCAGGUGUGUUUUCACCACAACAUCAGCAGAGUCUGGUUUUGUCACCAUUACACCUUACAUGAACACUACCUCCCGCUUGACAUCCGCGUGGCUCAACAUCUCCUGGUGGUUGCCAGCCUUCUAGGGCUCCUGGGGAAAGCCUCCACCAUCUUUAUCAUUAGAAAUCUACUGAAAGGAAACCUUCAGAGGAAUGCCACCCGAAUUGCAUCCGUGGCCGCGGGGAGUCUACAUCUAGCCGCUGGCAUCUGCACCUCAGCCACCAUGGUGUGGAACUUUUCCAUGGUGAUGAAGGAAGAGGGAAUCUCAUUUCCAUCAGAUUUUCAGCUGCCAUUCAAGCCAGAUGCUCAGAGAGUUGGGUUUGCCAGUGCCGUGGCAUUCGUGGCCACCCUCCUGCUGCUGAUGAGCGGGGUUUCUUCCCUUAUGUCCCGAUUUCCCCACAACAGCGAAGUGCAUCCCAGGGUCUCAGACCCAUGAGCUUACUGGUUGUGUUGGCUUUGCCAAUUCUUGGUUACCAGGGGAAGGUCACCCUGGUGAUCCACUUAUUUUCAGGUUGAAUUAAGGAACUUUCAUUAAAAAGAAAAUCUUGCCUCCCUGCCAA